CACGUUUUAGCUUUCAUUAACGUCAGACGAGAGCCCGAUUUGGUCGAGAUCAUUCAUCAAUAUUGCGAACGAAAGAUGUACGGAUUUCUCCUUUUUUGCCUCGUUGCUACCGCAGCGGCGAAUAAUUUGGGAUACAAUUACCAGCCACUUGGACACGAUGCUCCGAUUGGAGGAGUCCUUCCCGGAGGGGCUAGCACAAACGGAGCAAACAGCUACUCCGGUGGAGUUACCUCUACAACUGACGGUGGAUUUGGCGGAUUCGCUGGCCCUAAUAAUGCCGGAAACUUUGCUGACAGCGGUAGUGGAACGGGAUUAGGUUCUCAAACAGGACACACCGAAUACAACAAAGAAUUCUACACUUACACUGCGCCCGAGCACGAGUUCGAGGAUAAUAUUGGCGCUCAACAAUUCGUUGGAUCGCUAAAAAAGAAAUUGCGUGUGUUAUUCAUUACAAGCAUGGAAGAUCAAGGACUCAGCAGUGGUGCUGAGUUACCUUAA
Messenger RNA from Bactrocera oleae (olive fruit fly), 498 nucleotides. RefSeq lists its product as uncharacterized. NCBI's taxonomy places the organism in Eukaryota, Metazoa, Arthropoda, Insecta, Diptera, Tephritidae. The record is from RefSeq and is a predicted model, not a curated record.